Messenger RNA from Entrophospora candida, 2319 nucleotides. Lineage: Eukaryota; Fungi; Glomeromycota; Glomeromycetes; Entrophosporales; Entrophosporaceae. The record is from the annotation of a GenBank genome assembly.
AUGAUAGAUGAAUUAGAAAAAAAUGUUGUUGAAUUGGCUGAAACACAAGAGCAGAUUAAUCAAAUUCGUUUACCACGAGAAAUUAUCAGGUUAAAUGAUGUUAGAAUUCCAGAAGAGGAUCGUGAGCCUGACAAUUUUCCAAACGAGAUCAUUAAUAACAAAGAUUAUGUUAAAACUUGGAAGUCUUAUACGUCAGAUUCGCCUAAGGAAAUUGAUAUAGACAUUAAAUCAGAUGACACUAAUUUAACCGAGUAUUCCGAUGGUUAUAAUAGCAGAACACCUUACUUUCCAAAAAAAAAAGUUAUUGACUCAUUCGUUGACAGUUUUAGUUUAAAUGAAAAUUUAGGUGAUAAAUCAGUUGAAAGUGCUAAAACCGGAAGUUCUCAUCAACGUCUUACCCUUAGUACUCUUAGUAUUACAUCCAAUAAUGACAUUGAAAAUGAAAUAGCAAAAACUGAAGAAUACAAUACUGGUUCAAUAAUUUUUGGUCAAGCUUUACCAGAUAAAAUUCUGGUACAAAUAACAUCAUUAGAUUCUAACGAUCAGUUAGUAUCAAAUACAAAAACAAAAACUUCAGUUCGUCUUGUGAUUCAUUAUGUUAAACAUCAAACAAAUCCAAGUGAAUUAAUUGAAGACCAUUCGCAAAAUAAAUUUCUUUUUCCUUUUGAUUAUCACUCUUUAAUGUUUGAUACUUUAAAAAUAGAUAUUUAUGAACAUGGAUUUUUAAAUGCCAAAAAAAGAACUGGUCGUGGUGUUUUUAAAUUAAUUGGAUUAAAGUCGUCAAUUCUUAAUAAAGAUGAGUUUAUUGGUCAAAUACCUUUAGAAUAUAAUGGUCUAAUAUCUUAUCAAGUUACAAUUAGGGUAAAAUUUCAUUAUCCAAACGAUGCUCCUCUCAUUCCAUCAACUUUUAUUACUCAAAAUACUUCUACACGUUCAAAAUCUUUAUUUACAACAAAUAAAAGUAGCGGUGCCAUGACAAAAGUGAUUUCUUCCGAAAUAGAUAAUGUUAAUGAUGCUGAAUUUGCUAAUAUAGUAGUACAUCCCGAAGCAAAGCCUUUUGGUAUUCUUGAUAUGGUACUAAGUAAAGAGACUAAAGAUGCAAUGAAGGAAAUAACUGUUUUAUAUCAUACUUUCUUUGGUCAUGGUUGGAGAUUAAGCAAGUUGGAGUUCUUAAAAGCGUAUAUGCUAUUAGAGAAAUAUUAUACUCAAAAACCUAGCCCUAUUACAGGUAAAAUCUUGCAAGAUACCGAUAAAAUCCAGUUAGCUCAAAAAUAUUUAAAGUAUUCUAUGGCUUCUUAUGGUUCAUUUUUAUUUAAUUGGUUUGGAUAUGGUCGUUGUAUGGCUCCAUUAAACGCUUUUAGAUUAAAUUCAAAUCAAAAGGCUGUUCAGGAAUUUUUUGGCCUUGAUAAAGAUGACAUCAUUUGUUGGGAAUAUGAUCAAAUUGGUGUUUCUGUUCCUCACUAUAUGAUAAUAAGAGAUCCGGAGACAAAUGAUAUUAUAAUAACUAUUCGUGGAACAAUGAAUAUUACAGAUGUGAUAACAGAUGUGAUGGCCCAUUAUGAACCAUGGAACGGUGGAUUUGUUCACCGAGGUGUACUUCGUAGUGCUCAAUAUCUUGUCAAAAAUUCGCUUAAGAGUAUAAAAAGGGCUGUAAAAAAAUUUAAUUCGCGUGCUAUUCAAGUUAUAGGACAUUCAUUAGGUGCUUCUAUAUCUUCAAUGGUAACUCUUUUAUUGCAUGAGGAGUGUAAGGGUUUACUUGAAAAUGGCGUAGAAAUUCUUGGGUGGAAUUUUGCUAGUGUUCCAUGUUGUUCAUUAGACUUAGCAAACAAACCCGAAGCAAUGAAUUACAUUAAUAAUUUUAUUAAUGAAAAUGAUGUAAUUCCACGAUUAAGUUAUGGAAAUCUUAUGGAUUUUAAAGAAUUAGUUAAGUUUGCUGCAAGUGAAUUGAAGAAUGAAAAUUAUAAAAAGCUCAAUUCUAAGGAAAAAUUAUCCAAAAUUAUUACUUCAAUCGACGAAUGUCGUACUUCUUUGAAAGCAAAAUCUUCCGAACAAAAAUUAUAUAUUCCAGGAGCCAUUUAUUACCUUUAUAAGGGCUUUCAUGAGACUCAUGUUAAAUCUUCAAUUGCAUUCUACACAAAAGAUGUUUUAUGCGAAGUUUCCACACCAAGUUUAUUUACAGACAUUAUUUUAAGAAGAAAUUGGCUGUUCCAUCAUUUCCCUGAUAGAUAUGAUAAAAAAUUCCAAGGUGUAAUAAAAUUUUUGACAAAAUUUAAUGAAAAGGAUAAAGAAACUUUGAAAUUUUGGGAUAGAAGAAACUGA